UCGCGAGUCUGCCUACUACCGCGGUCUUGUUGAUUUGCUGUCAUCAAUUCAGUGUGGCAUGCAUGAAUUGUGUUCACGGUGUUAGUUGCUGUGGCUAGCUACUAUACCAACAACAUUUAAUUUAGCUGAAGUUAUCACACAUGUCCUUAAUUUAUGCAUUCAUCUAGUUCAAUGAAGUUAAUAUGAAAAUAAGCUCACGAUACCAAUACAUGUUAACAUGUUAACUCCCUGAAUACCAGGGAGUGUGGUCCAAGCUGGUAUUAGUUGAACAAGCACAGUAACAAGCUACAGAGCUAGUCCACAUCAGCAUUUAUAGUAUUAUUGUACGACUUCUGUGCAUUAUGUCUGGAUUUAACCCGGAACUCAUUGACUAUUUAGAAGGCAAGAUCUCUUUCGAAGAAUUUGAGAAACGGAGAGAAGAGCGAAAAUCCAAGGAGAAGGCGGGCUCAGAUGAAGAUGAUGGGGUUCCACCUGACGAUGCUGUCCCCAGCACGUCCCGUGUCCCCCGGAGAACUCGCAAGCGCCAGGCAGAGGGCGUGGAAGAGGGGGUGAGCCCCAGCGUCCACAAGGCCUUUUCUUCCAUGCUUCAGCAGGAAGAUGAGGAACUGAUGGAGGAGGAUGAGGAUGAUGAUGAGGAGGAGGACAACGAUGACGACGGAGAAGGAGGUGUAGAAGAGGAAGAGGAAGAGGAGGAGGAGGAGGAGGAGGAGGCAGCGGGAGAGGACGAGGAUGAGGAGCGGAUAGAGUUGCCCUCCGCUGGGGACGUGUUCGCCCUGGAGAUGGAGCUGAAUCGAGAGAACAAGAAGAUGAUGAGGGAGAGGCGGAACCGCAGCAAGCUUCCCCGAGCCCUGCGGGGUCUCAUGGGAGAGGCCAACAUCCGCUACGCCCGUGGGGAUAAGGAGGACGCCAUCACCAUGUGCAUGGAGAUCAUCAGGCAGGCCCCUCUGGCUUAUGAACCCUUCUCCACCCUGGCCAUGAUCUAUGAGGACCAGGGCGACAUGGAGAAGUCCCUGCAGUUCGGCCUCAUCGCCGCUCACCUCAACCCCAGCGACUGCGAGGAGUGGGUGAAGCUGGCCGACAUGUCGCUGGAGCAGGACAACAUCAAGCAGGCCAUCAUCUGCUACUCUAAGGCCAUUAAGUAUGACAGCAGUAACGUGCGCUACCUGUGGGAGCGCUCUAAGCUGUAUGAGCAGAUAGGGGAGCAUAAGUUGGCCAUGGAUGGAUACCGACGCCUCCUCAGCCUGCUGCCCCCUACAGACGGAGAGCACUUCAUGCAGCUGUCACGGGACAUGGCCAAGAGCUACUAUGAGACCUGCGACCUGCCCGCCGCCAUCGGGGUGAUCGAGGAGGCGCUGUCCCGCCACCCCGACCUCGUCACGCACGAGUGCGUCAACAUGGCCGCCGAGCUGUACAUCGUCAACCGCCAGCACGCCAAGGCCCUGCAGGUUCUGCUGCAGUUCUGCGGCAUCGUGCUGCAGAGAGACGGGUCCAAACAGGAAGCAGCAGGGGGACGUCCGGACAAGGCCGGAGAGAGCGAGCCAGAGAGACCUGAGGGAGAGAAACCGCAGGAGGAAGAGGAAGGGGAGGUCCAGGGUGUUCAGAUCCCAGAACACAUCCCAGUGGACAUCAGAAUCAAGCUGAUGGUCUGCCUGAUUCACCAGCACAUCUUCAAACCUCUGGGCCCCAUGCUGACUGCGCUGAUGGAGCAGAGCCCGGAGGAGCUGGGUGAUCUGUACCUGGACGUGGCCGAGGCCUUUCUGGACGAGGGGGAGUACAGCUCCGCCCUGCCCCUGCUGUCUGCUCUCGUCUGCUCUGAGAGAUACAACCUGGCCGUGGUGUGGCUCCGACACGCAGAGUGUCUGAAGGCUCUGGGCCAUAUGGAGGUAGCGGUGAAGAGCUACAGUAAGGUGGUGGAGAUGGCCCCCCUGCACCUGGAGGCCCGCCUCACCCUCUCCACCCUGCAGCAGCAGCUGGGCCACCCCGAGCAGGCCCUGCAGGCGCUGGAGUCCAUGCACGACCCUGACACGCUGGCGCAGGACUCCACCGCCGCUCAGCAGGAGCUGAAGCUGCUUCUCCACCGCUCCACCCUGCUGAACUCUCAGGGCCGGUUGGAGGACUACAUGGACACAGUGCUGACCAUGCUGGCCAUGCUGCUCAAGGUGGCGAUGAACAGGGCCCAGGUGUGUGUGGUUUCCAGCUCUCGCUCUGGAGAGAAGCACCUCUACCUCGUCAAGGUGACCCCAGACAAGGUCUCUGACAUCGAUGACCAGGAGGCCGCUUACCUGGAUGUUGUAGGGAAGACGAAUGUGCUGUCGAAGGACGACUGGUGGCAGCUGCUGCUGCGCGCCGUGUGCGUGCUCUGUGAGCUGCACAGGUACGAGGAGGCGGAGCUUCUGGUGGACUCCUCCCUGGAGUUCUACUCCUUCUAUGACGACCGCGUCAAGAGGAAGGAGCUGGAGUACUUUGGCCUGUCAGCCACCAUGUUGGACCGCAACUACAGGAGGGCCUACGGCUACAUAAGGCUGAUGCUGAUGGACAGUGUGGAUCGGCCUCAGCUGUGGAACGUCUUUAAUCAGGUGACCAUCCACUCCCAGGACGUGCGGCACCAUCGCUUCUGCCUGCGGCUGAUGCUGAAGAACCCUGAGAACCACGCGCUGUGCGUGCUCAACGGCCACAACGGCUUCGUCUCGGGCAGCUUCAAGCACGCGCUCGGGCAGUACAUGCAGGCUUUCCGCACCAGACCCAAUGAGCCGCUCUAUAACCUGUGCAUCGGGCUCACCUUCUUCCACAUGGCCUCGCAGAAGUUUGUGGUCAAGCGCCACCCCCUCCUGCUGCAGGGCUUCUCCUUCCUGACGCGAUACUCGGAGCUCCGUGGCCACUCCCAGGAGAGCCUGUACAACAUAGGCCGCGCCCUGCAGCAGCUGGGGCUGUCACAUCUGGCCAUACACUACUACCAGAAGGCCCUGAACACCCCCCCACCCUCACUGGAGGGUAUUGAAGACGACCAGGUAGACUUGCGCCGAGAAAUUGCCUUCAACCUGUCACUCAUAUACCAGGCAAGUGGUAACAAAGAGAUGGUGCGCCACCUUCUGUACACCUACUGCACCAUCUGAUACCUCCAUCCUGGCACCGAAUCUACACCUGCUGUCAGAUACGGCACCUGCAGGAACAGGAAGGAGGAACAGGAGAGCCUGUAACUCCAGGUGCUGGUAAAAUUAGAAAAUGCUCCUGCAGAUUCCUGUGGAUUUUUACAGAAGCAUGUUACGUACGAGACAGUGCAAUGUUGUGAGUGAAGAAUUUUGCUCUGAAAAGAUAUUGUGGGUAGAUCAUUUCUUUAUUCCAUUGUCAGAGAUCUGUAAGACUUUGACUAGUAUUUCAACAUGAGUCUGGACUGAGCAUAGGUCUGGACCUCACCUUUGCCCUCUGGAUGUGACGACAGAAGAUCAGAGAAAACACUUGGGUAAUGUUUUAGUUUCCACGAUCAUGGAGCUUCACUCCCGUGGUUAUUUGUGUGAUCUGUAGUUUACCUUUGUAAAAAUGUUGGACUUAAAAAUACAUUUAUUUUUUUAAGAAAAUCAUUGUAAAAUAAAACAUGUCAGAUAUGUUA
Molecule: messenger RNA, 3607 nt
Organism: Anguilla anguilla (European eel)
Lineage: Eukaryota; Metazoa; Chordata; Actinopteri; Anguilliformes; Anguillidae
Gene: gtf3c3
Product: general transcription factor IIIC, polypeptide 3
Exons: 18
Coding region: 342-3113 (923 amino acids)
Biological process (GO): transcription by RNA polymerase III
Cellular component (GO): transcription factor TFIIIC complex
Molecular function (GO): protein binding
Source: RefSeq, a predicted model, not a curated record